Molecule: messenger RNA, 1035 nt
Organism: Penicillium odoratum
Lineage: Eukaryota; Fungi; Ascomycota; Eurotiomycetes; Eurotiales; Aspergillaceae
Product: zinc-binding alcohol dehydrogenase family protein
Exons: 1
Coding region: 1-1035 (344 amino acids)
Molecular function (GO): oxidoreductase activity, acting on NAD(P)H
Source: RefSeq, a predicted model, not a curated record
AUGUCAUCCUCAACCCAUCUCGCUGCCGUGAUCCCGCAAAAGGGAGGCCCCCUCGCCCUCAUCCAACGACCAACCCCAACUCCAGGCCCAAAUCAACUCCUCAUACAGGUCAAAGCCGUCGCGAUCAACCCAGUGGACUACUAUCAACGAGAACUUGGGGUCUUUAUCGAGAAUUACCCUGCAAUAUGUGGCUCGGACGUCGCGGGAAUCGUCGCAAAGACAGGAAGCAACAUGCGUCCUGGAACACCCAAGGCCGGAGAUAGAGUGGUUGCUUUUGCGAGCGCGUAUCUCUACAAUGCUGAUCCCGAUUACGGCGCAUAUCAGGAAUACGUCCUUAUCUCUGAGGAUGUGGUUUCUAUUUUGCCGGGUGGGUAUACGUUUGUUGAGGGAAGUGUUUUCCCGAUGGCAGCUUGGACUACUUGGAAUGGCUGGUUGUGGGCGGGGAUGGGGAGGGAGUACAGGGGGGCUAGUGGGGAGGGAGUGCUUAUUUGGGGGGCUUCGAGUAGUGUUGGGGCUUUUGCGGUGCAGGAGGCUAGGUUGAUGGGGUUGACGGUUUAUGCUACUGCUGGUGUGAAGAAUCAUGAGUAUAUCAAGGGGCUGGGUGCGACGAAGGUGUUUGAUUAUAGAGAGGAGGAUGUGUUGGGGAAGAUUGUUGAUGCGGCGAAGGAGGAUGGGGUUGUUAUUCGGGUUGGGUAUCAUGCGACAGGAUCGCAGCAGUUGGCGGUGGAUGUUUUGAGUGCGUUGGGUCAGGGCUUGGGGAAUUCCAAGUUGGCAAUUGCCCCUAUUGUGGAAAAGGAUUUGAAAGUACCUGAUGGUGUAGAGACCACAUUUGUGCUGCCGCCUAAUGAUAUCGAUGCGAGGAAUGAGAGGACUAGGUGGAUCUUUGGGACUUGGUUGCAGGAGAAACUCGCUUCGAAGGAGGUGGUUGCGAGCCCUUAUAUCAAGGUGGUGGAAGGCGGUUUGGCAUCUGCUAAUAGGGCCCUAGAUGAAUGGAAGGCUGGGGUGAGCUGUACGAAGAUCGUUUUCGAAGUGUGA